Musa acuminata AAA Group (dessert banana) is the source of this 866-nucleotide messenger RNA. Its product is annotated as SKP1-like protein 1. The record is from RefSeq and is a predicted model, not a curated record. Gene Ontology annotation, molecular function: cullin family protein binding. Gene Ontology annotation, biological process: SCF-dependent proteasomal ubiquitin-dependent protein catabolic process. The transcript has 2 exons. Bases 129 to 635 code for a protein of 168 amino acids. Gene Ontology annotation, cellular component: nucleus; cytoplasm. NCBI's taxonomy places the organism in Eukaryota, Viridiplantae, Streptophyta, Magnoliopsida, Zingiberales, Musaceae.
UUUCUUUUGGUGGGUUUCAUCAUCGACGCCUUUCUUUGAGAGUUGACGGAAAUCGGUAGCAGCGGAGACUUGCGACUCUCCGGGCCGAAGUCAGCGGAGAUCUCCAGCGCAGCGAGCGAUCCGAUCCGAUGGCGUCGGCUGUAGCGGCGGACGGGGAGAAGAGGAAGGUGACGCUGAAAAGCUCGGACGGGGAGGAGUUCGAGGUGGCGGAGGCGGCGGCCAUGGAGUCGCAGACCAUUCGCCACAUGAUCGAGGACGGCUGCGCCGAGAGCGGUAUCCCCCUUCCCAACGUCACUUCCAGGAUCCUCGCGAAGGUCAUCGAGUACUGCAACAAGCACGUCGACGCCUCCUCCAAGUCCGGGGAGGACGGCGCCACCGGAAGCGUCGCGGACGACGACCUCAAGGCCUGGGACGCCGAGUUCGUCAAGGUCGACCAGGCCACCCUCUUCGAUCUCAUUCUGGCUGCAAACUAUCUCAACAUCAAAUCUUUGCUAGACUUGACUUGCCAAACUGUGGCUGACAUGAUAAAGGGCAAAACUCCAGAGGAGAUUCGCAAGACCUUCAAUAUCAAGAAUGACUUCACACCUGAAGAGGAGGAAGAGAUCCGGAGAGAAAACCAAUGGGCCUUUGAGUGAGGAGCAGCGCUUAAUUGCAAGUUCCUUAACUGAACAGCUAUUUCACGGUUUAGUCAACGGGUUGUGUGUUGCGGACCUAUUUCUGUUGGACCAAACUUUUUUACUUGGGGAUGUUGAUAUGUCAUUGAUAAUUUGGCUGUAUUAAAUAGUUGGUGUCGGUUGUGGUUAUGGAUGAGGAUGGAACAAAGACAUCGUACUAAGGGGCUGAUGAUAAUUUAUCAGCUUCAUUAA